GAAUACCUCAGCACCCCUUGGAAAGCGUGGAAACAUGGAUCAAAAUCAUAGCAAAUGUCUGCCCAGGGGCAUGGACGAGAUAACUUCUUGUGGGAACGCUACCACUCCUAUCCCUCAGCCUUAGGAUAGAGGAGGUUUGAUCUGUGAUUUCAUUGUUACUUGGGUAAGGAUCCCCCCUCCUUCAUCUCUGAUGCAGGUCUUUAGCAUCUUCAAGCCCUAGAAAAAUGUCUAGAGAGCAGAGAGAAGUGACUUGAACCCAGGUCUUCCUGGACUAUCCAUUAUACCAUGAUGUCUCUUAGUAUGAGAAUCCUAUACAGAAAAGCCCAUUGUCUAAGGACAAUUUGAUUGGAAGAGACCUGGCAAAUAUUUCAAGGUGUGGGGCUGUAAGCAUUUUUGAGGAUAGUAGAAAGAGAACUCAUCUGGAGUCUAGCUCUGGUUCUGCCAUCUGUUUGUCACAUGAGUCCCUUUCCCUCUCUUUCAUCAUUUUUAAAAAUGAGGUGGCUGGACUAGAAGCUAUGAGUAGAAGUUGCCGGGAGGCAAUUGGGGCUGUGCAAAUGUGGAAGGGUUUGCCUCAGGAGACACUGGAAGUCUUCAGAUAGAAGUCUUGAAGGCAUAUGUGGAAGAGGAAAUCCUUGUUUUUCCUGACCCUAGAUGGUAGAACCAGGAGCUCUGGGUGCAAAAAGGCAGAUUUGGGCAUCAGGGACAACCGUGCCUAGAAGCAUCAGCAUGACUUGUGGAUCUUACUGUGGAGGCUCUGUGAGAGCUUUCAGCUGUGCCUCAGCCUGUGGGCCCCGACCUGGCCGCUGCUGCAUCAGCGCUGCUCCCUACCGAGGAGUGUCCUGCUACAGGGGACUGACUGGCUUUGGCAGCCGCAGCUACUGUGGAGGCUACAGGGCUGGCUCCUGCGGCCGGAUUGGCUACCGCUCUGGCGGAGUGUGCGGACCCAGCCCCCCCUGCAUCACCACCGUGUCUGUCAACGAGAGCCUCCUGACCCCCCUCAACCUGGAGAUUGACCCCAAUGCUCAGUGCGUGAAGCAUGAGGAGAAGGAACAGAUCAAGUGUCUCAACAGCAAAUUUGCCGCCUUCAUUGACAAGGUCCGCUUCCUGGAGCAGCAGAACAAGCUUCUGGAGACCAAGUGGCAAUUCUACCAGAACCGGAAAUGCUGCGAGAGCAACUUGGAGCCCCUGUUCCAGGGCUACAUUGAGACCCUGAAGCGGGAGCUGGAGUGUGUGGAGGCUGACAGUGGUCGCCUGGCUUCUGAGCUCAACCACGUGCAGGAAGUGCUGGAGGGCUACAAGAAGAAGUAUGAGGAGGAGGUCUCCCUGAGAGCCACAGCUGAGAAUGAAUUCGUUGCUUUGAAGAAGGAUGUGGACUGCGCCUACUUGAGGAAAUCUGACCUGGAGGCCAAUGCCGAGGCUCUGACAGAGGAGAUCAACUUCCUGAGGGCCUUGUAUGAGGAGGAGAUCCGCAUUCUUCAGGCCCACAUCUCAGACACCUCUGUGGUGGUAAAGAUGGACAACAGCAGAGACCUCAACAUGGACUGUGUCAUUGCCGAGAUCAAGUCUCAGUAUGAUGACAUCGCCAGCCGUAGCCGGGCUGAGGCUGAAUCUUGGUACCGCAGCAAGUGUGAAGAGAUGAAGGCCACAGUGAUCCGUCACGGGGAGAGUCUGCGCAGGACCAAGGAGGAGAUCAAUGAGCUGAACCGCAUGAUCCAGAGGCUGACCGCCGAGGUGGAGAAUGCCAAGUGCCAGAACUCCAAGCUGGAGGCUGCUGUGACCCAGUCUGAACAACAGGGUGAGGCUGCCCUCAAUGAUGCCCGCUGCAAGCUGGCAGGCCUGGAGGAGGCUCUGCAGAAAGCCAAGCAGGACAUGGCUUGUCUGCUGAAGGAGUACCAGGAGGUCAUGAACUCCAAGCUGGGUCUGGACAUUGAGAUUGCCACCUACAAACGGCUGUUGGAGGGCGAGGAGCAAAGGUUGUGUGAGGGUGUUGGUGCCGUGAAUGUCUGUGUCAGCAGCAGCCGAGGUGGCGUCGUCUGUGGCGAUCUCUGCACCGGCACCUCUGGUGCCCGUGUUGUCAGCACCGGCAGCAGCGGCCCCUCUGGCGGCAGCGUGGUGGUCAGCGCCCCUAAUGCCUGUGCCCCCUGUGGGGGUGGCUCAGGCUAUGGGGUCGGCUCAGGCUACAGUGUCCGCUCUUGCGGCGCCAGCUCUUGUGGAGCCAAGAGGUGUUAGGAGGUCAGGAGGAAACAGAACUAAACUUCACCCCAGAAAUGUCACUGGAAUCUGACCACAUCUCUCUACUGCUCUUGGACAGCAAUGCAUUCCUCAGCCCCAUCCUCUCUCCACCAGCCCAGCCACAGUUCCAACAAUAGAGCAGGAGAACUUGCACAUUUUAUGCCUCCACGUGAAAUUUCUCAGGGAUUUCCAUCUUCUUCUUCUACUCCCUGAUGGCCUUAUUUAACCCAGACCUCAGUAGCUGUUGGAUGGCCUGAUCAUAAUACCCAAUCGGAUCUAUUUCUCGGAUGGGUGGAUGGCUCCUUUUCCGAAUCUGUUGCUCAUUCCAGGCAGUUAUUUCCUAGUAGUUAUCUCACUGUACUAUGGGUUCACAUUCUUCUUUUCCAACUGUCUGUCUGUCUUCUGCUGGAUUAUUUGGCUCUGGCGGGUCUAUUACUAUACCAACACCAAGGUCUAUGGAGGGUGGAGGAGAAACCCCCAUGUGGAAGCAGGGGGUUUCCUAGUAGCUUUAGGUGAUGAUCCUUGGUUGUCACCCUGUCUAGGAUGUUAUUGUGGCUGCUGCCUCUGGAAUGGAAAGAUGAGAAACAUUGCUGUAUUUUUGUUUUCAGUUGACUCUAUGGUAUUCGUACCCCAUCUAAUUUCCUUCCCUUGUCUGUACCCAAAAGUUCCCCGGAAGCCAAUAAUUCAAUUUCUUGUAUGUUUGUCUUUGUUUCAUUCUGUAUCUCCAAUAAACUCAA
This is a messenger RNA of Phascolarctos cinereus (koala), 2969 nucleotides long. RefSeq names its product keratin, type II cuticular Hb6-like. Gene Ontology annotation, cellular component: keratin filament. The record is from RefSeq and is a predicted model, not a curated record. NCBI's taxonomy places the organism in Eukaryota, Metazoa, Chordata, Mammalia, Diprotodontia, Phascolarctidae. Gene Ontology annotation, molecular function: structural constituent of skin epidermis. Gene Ontology annotation, biological process: keratinization; intermediate filament organization.